CUAUGCCCUCCGGAGACCCUGCCAUGGCCCCCUGCAAGGUCCUGCUACUGACGGUGGCGCUGGUGGCGACGUCCUGUGUCCUGGCGGCGCCUCAGCUCCGGGAGCCCCUGGGCCCUCGGUAUGACGCUGCCCGCUACGAGUUCGGCUACGAGGUCAACGCGCCCGACUAUGGGAACGACUUUGCCCACGCUGAGCGGCGAGACGGGGACGACACCUCGGGGCAGUACCGCGUCCUGCUCCCCGACGGCCGGGUGCAGGUGGUCUCGUACACGGUGAGCGGGGACUCGGGGUACGUGGCGGAGGUGUCAUACCAGUAGAAGGAGCGGCAGGAGUCUCGCGCCCCCUACACGAUGGAGCCUCCUGUCCUGUACUGCCGCCUUCGCCAAUCUCAGACAGGCACGGGGGUUCUCGAGCAGAGCCGGCUAACGUAUUUUAUCUGCUCUCUCUCUCUCUCUCUCUCUCUCUCUCUCUCUCUCUCUCUCUCUCUCUC
Molecule: messenger RNA, 490 nt
Organism: Eriocheir sinensis (Chinese mitten crab)
Lineage: Eukaryota; Metazoa; Arthropoda; Malacostraca; Decapoda; Varunidae
Product: pro-resilin-like
Exons: 3
Coding region: 3-317 (104 amino acids)
Cellular component (GO): extracellular matrix
Source: RefSeq, a predicted model, not a curated record